Biomphalaria glabrata is the source of this 4907-nucleotide messenger RNA. RefSeq names its product peroxisomal sarcosine oxidase-like. Gene Ontology annotation, molecular function: sarcosine oxidase activity; flavin adenine dinucleotide binding; L-pipecolate oxidase activity. Gene Ontology annotation, cellular component: peroxisome. The transcript is spliced from 9 exons. The record is from RefSeq and is a predicted model, not a curated record. NCBI's taxonomy places the organism in Eukaryota, Metazoa, Mollusca, Gastropoda, Planorbidae. The coding region runs from base 62 to 1354 and encodes 430 amino acids.
CACCAAUUGUUACGCUACACCGUAGCUUUUAGGGCCAACAAUUUAUCUCUAUAUUAGAUUAAUGUGUACUAUGUCCAACUUUUGUAGCAGUGUUGUUUUCGGUUUCUCUACAUACCGCAACACAUCUGAAGUACUGAAAACAACAAAACAAUUUUUAAAACUAAGUCGACUUUUGAGAAGGGGUAAAAUGGACUUAAGCAGCACAGUUUACGAUGCUAUAGUUGUAGGUGCAGGAAUCGAAGGGUCUUCCAUUGCAUACAACUUAGCCAAAAGAGGACAGAGAACCCUUCUUAUAGAGCAGUUUCCGCUCCCUCACUCUCGUGGAAGCUCCCACGGCAAAAGCAGAAUCACAAGAUACGCCUAUGAAAAGAGUUUCUAUGUUCGCAUGAUGGUCGACGCCUUUCCAAUGUGGGCCCAACUAGAGAAAGAAGCGAAAACGCGUUUAUUUGUCAAUUGUGGCCUGCUCAACUUCCAUUACAACCAGUCGGAAGGGUUAGAGAGAAUGACCAGCGCGCUAAGAGAAUGUCAAGUCCCUCAUCAGGUAUUAACAUCUACAGAGGUGCAGAGCCGAUUCCCGCAGAUCAAAAACGGUGAGGACUACUGCGCUUUGUGGGACCCGCAGGGUGGCGCUUUGAAAGCAGACAAGUGUCUUAAGGCUUUUCAGGAUGUAUUCCAGCAACAUGGCGGCGUUGUCCACGACGAGGAGCCUGUUACACAUAUAUCUCCUGGAAAGGUCAUCACCGUGGCAACGACGAAGUCACAUUACCGGGCACACAAUGUAGUGAUUGCGGCAGGACCUUGGUCAGAGAAGCUGUGCACGUCUUUAAAGCUUCAGGUUUUUCUGAAGCCUCUACGCUCUCUGGUCCUGUAUUGGAAAGUAAAUGAAGAGUUUAUCAAUUUGUAUGAUCCGGAUAGCUUCCCUUGUUUCAUAGACUCUAGAACCAGCGACGAUGUUCACAUGUAUGGAUUUCCAAGUCUGGAGUAUCCUGGCAUGGUCAAAAUUUGUUUAAAUCGUGACUUUGUCAUUGACCCUGACGAUCGGGACAAACUGGAGAAUGAUGGCGUCAUGACAGAAGAGGUGAAGAAGAAGGUUGCCUUGACCUUCAAGCACUUGGCCAGCAUGCCGUCUAUCAGAGAGUACUGCAUUUGUACAGAUACACCAGACAAGCAUCCUUACAUAGACAAACAUCCAGCUUAUCCAAAUAUAGUUCUUGCAGUAGGAUUCUCUGGUCAUGGGUUUAAACUUGCACCAGCUGUAGGCAAGGCCGUGACUGAGCUGGUCCUCAAGGAGCCUCUCUCAUACAACAUGGAACCGUUUAAGUUAAACAGAUUUACCACCAAAGCCAAUUUGUAGCAGUGAAUCUGAAAGAAAAACGCUUCGUUUAUCACAACGGUCUUUCAUGGAACCAAAGAUGUUUAAACCAAAGCAGCUCUGAACAUAAAGGACUUGAAAUUCUUUAUAACUUGAAUUUUGAUAUCCUUCCUUUAAACACUUUACGUAAAUAAGUUAUUGUAUUCAAGUUUUUUUUUUCUUUUCGAAAAUGGCUAAUUAACGUAAAGACUACCCCUGUAUUCAAAUGAGUACAAAAAAUAAAUGAGUGCAUUAAAGAGUAAUAGCGAAAUUAGGAAAGUGUUCACAUUUUUUUUUCUGGUGGACGGUUUCCUUCUGUUUUGUCUAACAAAUACCUGUAAAAUCCAAUGAAUAUCAGAUUCUAUUUCGCUAUUCUACUUGCUACACUCGUUUAGUUUGACAUUAGCUAAUCGAAAAUAACUUUCUGAACAUUUUUCUUGUCAAUUAUUUUGUUACAUUUCUCACAUCGUUUUCCACAUUUCUGGAAAUGGAAUUAUGGGAAUUCAUAAAGUUUAGCCCUACAAUGAUCUGUUUAACAAGUCGAUCAAGAUAGUGAAGCCUGUAGGAUUUGGUAAGUGCUGGACCUAGAUUCGUUGCAAUAUUUGAGAUCUUAUAUAGAGUUCUGGUGCAACGGCUUCCCCCCCCCCCCUCCUUUCCAAAUGAACAGUUUAAUUGUUUUUAUUUCAUAUAGUAAUUGAUUUUCAUAAAAAUAAAAAUUUUCUUUCAACUAUUUACAAUUAAAAGUAAAUAAUAAAAAAGGGGGUGAGGCGAUAUUCAUAUUGAAGGGAUUUCUCUGUAUGUUUUAAAACAUUUAUGUAAACGGUUUUGAUCUUUUUCUCAUAAAGGAAAAUUUAAAAAGUAUUGUCCUAUUCUUUUGUUGUUGUCUUGAAACAUAUACCCACUGACCUAAAUCUUUUAGACUUCUGUUUGUUAAUAGCUUGACAAGAAUGGAUGUAGAUCGGGGUUGAUACUGCAUAGGCUAAGUGGAAAUAGACGCUAUUUAUUUUUGUAUGGCCUUUGUUCGUCAUCCAGUUUAGAUCACAAAUACUAGAAAAUAAAUUGAUAAAAUCAGAUAUCAUGAUAUUGUUAUAUCUCUGCUCCUACGCUGGUGUGCAUAAGUGCACUGUUCAAGAUAGGUGAUGAACACUAGUAGAGACAAGAUGGUGGACUGUUGAUUCCGGCUGUCAUGUUUGUUUCUUCUUAGGUUGUUUAGCUUGAUGUUCUUGAUGAGAUAUAUUUCUGACGUAUGCGGGUUUGGAGGUGCCUUGAUUAUACUUCAAACCCUUGAAGAAUCAAUGUAGCGACACAGGCUGAUUUACUUUUCUUGAGUUUAAUGAAAAAUAUAUUACUAUAUACAGUUCAUAUUCAAAGUAGAAGCAUCUACACUUUUAUUAUUUUAUAUAUGUAUCGGAUUCAGAACUUUUGAGGGGAGAGCGCUCAGUAAAUCCUAACCCUAUAUAUAAUCAGAGAAAAAAUGUGGUCUUUUUAGAGCAGUGUAACCUUCGGGAAAAAUAGUAGUUGACAACGUUGGUGGCCCUUCUCUUGACAGCUAUGUGGUCUGAGGGAGCGCUGUAAGCUCUGACUCCAAGCGGCGCCUUCGACGUCUGUUUAUAGUUAUGAGACAUAGUAGUUAGUCUACUUUAAUAAUACGUCUGUUUAUAGUUAUGAGGACAACAACUACACGUUGGUUGUGUUACAUUUUACAACACUUCGCCUAAGCGCUAAUGCUAACACGGAGUCAGGCUAUGGUUACCAUAAAAAACAAUGGUCGCUGACCUACUACGUCACGAACCAGUCUUACGGCCUGGGGUCACGGAGGUCACGCUCCAAGCGUUUAGUUGCAAGCGUUUAGAUGCAUUCUUAACUGCAGAAAUGCAUUGUCCUGACAUCUUAAGCUCAUUAAGUAAAUUAAAGUGUUGGCAAGGGCCGAUACUGAAGUGUGACUGAGAAUCGAGUAUAUGUAGCGUAGGUAUAUCUUUAUUAGGCGUAUUGAUCGUCAUGAUAUCUUCAUGUUAAGCAAAAUCUCUUGUUUUGGUCAAACAAUAAGACGCCAACGGAAUGAUGGUUAAAUGCUUUUUGGAUAUUUGACCGUUUUGACGCGCGCAUGAUGCCUAAUUUUUAAGAACCUCUUAAAUAAUGUUUUUACUUUUAAAAAUUCUAACAUGAAUUUAUAGGUCCUAACUAUAUUACAAAUACAACCGAUUUGUUUCUUGAAACAAAAAGAUACCUCACAGAUUGAUAAAGUUGAUUUAAAUAAAGGCUUUGAGGGUUGUAGCCAAAAAAAAAAAUGUCUUCCGAAAAAUACUAUUUGAAAGAGACUUUCAUUUAUAAGUGAUACAUUUUGUACACUACACUUGUUUUGAACUUUCAUUUCUUAAUUAAAAACUCUGAACACAAAAAAUAAUCCCAAAUUUAUUUAUACAAAAGAAAUAUCCCAGAUUUUAUAAAAUCUUGAAGAAAAAAAGGCGAACUCGUCUUCGUUUUUACUCUUAUACUUGAAAGUUUCUCAUGAAAUUUUUUUUUUCUUUAAAUACUUAGGACAGGUUCAUGCGAAAUUACAUAACAGCGUCAUAUUUUUGUCGGGAAAGGUGAUGGGGCAGCAGAGUGAAAAUGAUUCAUCUCUCCCUUUUAUAAUUAUUGCUAAUGAAUGUAUUUGACAUCUUCUUUUAUAAUACAGACGUUACUUCAAAAAAGAAGAUGAUUACGUCCUACGCGUCAUGCAUUCAGUCAUGCAUAUUAACCAAUGACUUAAAUUCUGCCAAGUCACUGUUUUUCCUGGCUAGCUCAGGCAGCCCAUUCCAUGCUCUAAUAGCACUAGGGAAGAAGGAAUAUUUGUACAAAUUUGUCCUAGCAUAUGGGUCGAGGAAUGUGCCUUUAUCUUUGUAUCUUUCAGAGUAUUUUAUUAAAUUUUGUUUUUGUAUUUGAAGAUUAUGGUUCAGUGUUUUAUGUAUAAUUGCUACUUUACUUUUGAGUCUUCUGUCCUGAAGGCUUUCUAAAUUUAGUGAUUUUACUAAAGGUGUUACUCUAGUCAAAUGUGAAUAUUCGUUUGUUAUGAAUCUCACUGCUCUAUUUUGUGCCUGUUUCAUUUUCGUAAUGUUUUCUUGAGUUGAGGGGUCCCAAACAGAGGAUGCAUAUUCUAUUAUUGGCCUAACCAAGGUUAAAUAACAUUUUAGUUUUAUUUUCUUAUUUGAUUGAUAGAAAUUUCUUUUAAUAAACCCUAAUGCUUUGUUUGAUUUUUUGAUAGUUUCAUCAAUAUGGGGAUUCCAUGACAGUUUUUCAUUUAUUAUUGUCAGGGGGAGGUAUGGCGAGAAUAAAUGUUAGUUUGAUAUUUUGGUAUGAUUGUUAUAUCCCCUUGUUAUGAAUGCAAAGUGUUGCACGUGUUAUGAACUGAGUGAUUAAGUCUUCGUUGACUGUGCGAGAGAGGGUGUUAAGUUAGUGAGGUCUUGCUCCCGGUCCAGGAAUGCUGGAUAGUCGUGUUUUGUGUAUUAAAUAUUUAUUGAAGUUGAUUUCAUUAUGUGCUUAUUGAAUAUUAAAGUAUUAUUCGUAUUUCAAUGGA